UCUGACAUCAUUUAUCUCUACACUGAGCAGAUGAGCCGAGAGCAGCAGCCCCUGAUCAUGUGACUCCUCCUCCUCCAUGUGACUGAUCACCUGACUGUGACAUCAUCGCAGGUCCUGUUAGUACACUUCCUGUACAGCUGUGAGGAAGGAGCAUGUCAUCCUGCAUUGUUUCUGGUUGUGCUACUUCCUGGCGACGGAGAAAUCCAAACAUAUCCUUACAUUGUUUUCCUAAAGAUAAAGAUCGAAUAAAAUUGUGGUUAGAAAAAACAGGCCACUAUGCAAAUAAUUUGCAAGAGAUGGUUGAGAAAGUAUGGAUAGGCACAAUAAAUGACACCUAUCGGAUGUGCUCUUUACAUUUUUCAAAUGAAUCCUUUCGUUAUUAUGAGGAUCGUCGAACAUUACGGAAGGAUGCCAUACCUUCAAUUUUUGGACAGGAUUUACAUUCGAAAGAAUCACUAUCGAAGCCUCCAAGUAAUGGUCAACAGUUGCCCAAACAAGGAUGUGGUAAUGAGAUAUCAAAUUCUAGCGUGACAAAACCAACCAAUGUGUUCUCAGUUAGUGACUCUUUUUCUCAAAAAAUAUCUGAUAAUUUACCGAAAAUACAGGGUGAUUUAGAAAUUGAAAGACAAAAAACUACCACAAAUUCCGUCAACUUACCCGGAUCCCAUGAUAUUUAUAUUCUGCCUGGAAGUGUUCCCUCCGCAAGAUUUCAAAACAUUAGUAAUCUGACCUAUGGCCAACAGUUAACAACUGACAACCAAUUGUACAACUUUGGAUGCACUAUUAUCAAAAACGUUUCAAAUAAUGACAAUGUUGCGAAACCAAGUUUGGAAACGAUAGAGCACGUUAAAAAAAAACAACUGAAGUCAGUAGGGACUCAAACUGACCAAAUUUUGAAACGUGACUUUGCUACCAAUACCACUUAUCUUCAUGUGUCACAUAACAAAGCCACACAAACCAGAGUGUUUCAACAAAACAAAAAAAUUAUGUGUUCCAUCUUAAAAACACCAAGCCAAACAAUGGGUAUCCAGCGGAGACUUACUCCUUCCAAAAAAAUGAUUGUUAGCAAGAAAAAAACCCUAAAUCUUCAGCCGAUACAUAACAAACUAUACAGAAAUACAAGAGGGGAUCAAUGUGGAAAAGUCAGCAGUUUAGCUAUCUCAGUAGCAAGUUCAGUAAAAUUGCCAAUUAUACCCACGUUUGCAAACCAAACUCAAACCUGUCAAAAAUUGAAAAACACAACACAAGGAAACUUACUUGACAUUUCAGGAAUGGUCAAUCCAACGUUGAAAAUGCACCAACCGGUUUCCGAAAUGAAUAUGAAACAUUUAUUCAGGAAUGAGCAAGACAAAAUAAAGAUGCGUGCACCAACCAUAAUCUAAAUUUGCAACAAUUUCAACAUCAUGUAAGUUUGCAGCAAAAUAAAUCAAUAUGAUCUUAUAGCAGCAAUGAAACUAUCGAGGACCCAAGAGAUCCAAUGUCUUCACCCACCAAGCUUACCACGUACAAGCUUAGAAUCCGACUUUUCUGAUGUCACAAUGGAUGAGGAACAUGUAGCCUUUCGAUUUUGAAAAUAUAGACUCUAUCGGUUUGAGCUAUGAGCUUGAACCCAAGUAUAUCGUUUUUGAGUCAUGUUUAACCCCUUCAUGACCCAGCUAGAUUUGGUCUUUAUGACCCAGACCGUUUUUUUUUUUUUUUUUUUUUUAUCUGACAUGUGUCUCUUUAUGUGGUAAUAACUUUGAAAUGCUUUUUCCGAGCAAUGCAAUUUUGAGAUGUUUUUUUUGUGACUUAUUGUACUUUAUAUUAGUAGUAUAUUUUUGUUGAUACAUGCUGCGGUUUUUGAGAAAAACUCAAAAAUAUCGAUUUGGAAACUAUCUACUUGUAAGAGAAAUAGUUAUGCCAAAUAAAUUUUAGUUAUUAAUUCA
This is a messenger RNA of Hyla sarda, 1925 nucleotides long. RefSeq lists its product as uncharacterized. NCBI's taxonomy places the organism in Eukaryota, Metazoa, Chordata, Amphibia, Anura, Hylidae. The record is from RefSeq and is a predicted model, not a curated record. Bases 153 to 1382 code for a protein of 409 amino acids. The transcript is spliced from 2 exons. Gene Ontology annotation, molecular function: sequence-specific DNA binding.